This is a messenger RNA of Metopolophium dirhodum (rose-grain aphid), 1275 nucleotides long. RefSeq lists its product as uncharacterized. Lineage: Eukaryota; Metazoa; Arthropoda; Insecta; Hemiptera; Aphididae. Bases 79 to 1275 code for a protein of 398 amino acids. The record is from RefSeq and is a predicted model, not a curated record. The transcript has 4 exons.
CCAAAAAUUUUUAAAAAUGGGUAUGAAUAUACUAUUUUAAGAAAAAACCAAUCUAAUAUCCGUUGGAAGUGUAAUAAAAUGACGUGUACGGGGAAAGUAACAACAAACCUUAAUGAACCGUAUGAAUUAUUUACAAAAUGGACUGAUCAUAACCACGAAUCGAGUGAUGAAACAUUGAAGCUGAAAAACCUUGCAUUAACUAAUAUGAAAAGCCGAUCUGUUAAUAGUAGAGAAUCAACAAAUCAAAUUCUUCUAUCUGUAAUUCAUGAAAAUAAUGAAGACGUACGUAAUAAAAUAGGAAAUACUGAUUCAAUACGUAGAACUAUCCGUCGAGCACGUCGUAAAAAUGUUCCUGAAGAACCUAGGAGUAUGCAAUUUGUAUUGCCCGAGAAAUGGAAAACAACUAUGGGUGGUGAGUCAAAAGAAUUUUUAAUUUACGACAGCGAAAGUGAAAAUAGAAUGUUGAUAUUUGCAACUUCUCGAGCCUUAACUAUAUUGUCAUCAGCCUCACUAUGGUUUAUGGAUGGAACUUUUAAAUGUUCGAGUGUUUUCGCUCAAUUAUACGUUAUAAGAGCUGAAUUUGAAGAUAACGUAUUUACAUGUGUUUAUGCAUUCCUCCCAAAUAAAUUACAAACAACAUACGAAGAAAUGCUUACCAAUGUUAUUUUAGCUUCUAUUCGGAACAGGUCUCCAGUUAAACCAGAAACUAUAAUCAUUGAUUUUGAGAUAGGAGUUAUAAAUGCCAUAAGCUUAGUUUUUAAUCAAGUAAAAAUUCAGGGCUGUUUUUUCCAUCUGUGUCAAAGUGUAUGGAGACAAAUACAAAACUUAGGAUUAUCCAAAAUGUAUAAAGAUAACGAACAAAUUGCAAAACAAUGUAAAAUAAUAACAUCUUUAGCGUUUUUACCAGUUGAAGAAAUACCUAAUGAAAUAGUUAAUAUGUAUUUAACUUUUACUCCAGAACUAUUUCCAUUAAUAUUUUAUUUUGAAUCAACAUAUAUUAACGGAAAGAAUGGUGCACCAAGAUUCCCUCUUGAAAUUUGGAAUGUGAGACACCAAACAAUUAAGAACUCACACAGGACGAAUAAUUUUAGUGAAGGAUGGAACAGUUCGUUCAAUAAAUUGGUUGGAUCGGCUAAUCCAAGUUUCUGGAGUGUUUUGAGGUCUUUGCAAUUAGACGAAUGCUCUAGUCAUUUGAACAAAAACAGAAGACAAAAAAACCAAAAUACACAAAAUAAAAUUCAUGAUGCCUGUGUACAGCACGAAAAUAUAACUUAG